GACAUAGAGCGGCAUCCGGAAUAUGUCUAAGCCGGAAUAAGUUAUCGAAUACAAUAUUACAUCUCACAUCUUACCUGCACUGCAGAUUAUCAUCUGGUGAACACCUAGUCAUUCCAUCGGAUUCUCAUGUCUAUCUACAGAAAACAUUUCCUGUCCAAGUCGAGGAUAUUCUCUAUCCCUUUUUCUCCUCGGAAAGCUCCCUCUCCUUUAAUCAAAUUGUCCAUCAGUGCACCAGCAAUGUCUACUUCCAGUCAGGCAAUAGUCCUCAAAAAGCAAAUUGAAAUUCUCCAAAAGAAAUACACUGCAUGUGAUAUUGCAGAUGCUCUUGUCAAGCUCAAGGUGCCAGGAGCUGGUUUCCUUCCCGACCUCAAACCUGCCUUUACUUCAACAUCUGAAUCUUUCAACAUAAUUACUAUUGCUCCUGUUUCAACUGUUAUUUUUACCGCAAAAAAUAGCACAGAUCUCUCCAACUACCCCACCGCAAACAUUCCCACUGAUAAGCACUGGGUCGAUCUCACGGUGUCUGACUCGAUCGUGAUUAUCAGUCAGCCCGAGGGACAAAAGAAUGCGGUGCUAGGUGGAAUCAUGGCGAUGAGGGCCCAAGUACUUGGCGCAAAAGGCGUGCUUGUUAGUGGAAGGGUCAGAGAUCUUCAAGAGUUAGAGGCUACUGGAUUACCUAUAUGGUCUCGCGGCACAUCAAUUGUUGGUGCUGGUGCCGAAUCCAAGCCCCAUGCUGUUCAAGUGGCGUUGAACAUUGACGGCACGGACAUUCACCCCGGAGAUUUGGCGUUUUGCGAUCCCAAUAAUGGCGUUGUCAUCAUUCCAAAAGGAAAAAUAGCCGAUGUCGUCUCAAUUCUGCCAGAUCUUGUUGCAGCAGAUGAUCGUGUUAAAGAGGAAGUCAUGAAAGGAAUGUCGGCCCAAGAAGCAUUUAAGAAGCAUCGAGGAUGAUAGCCUGUUGAGGCUGCAUGCUUAGGUCCCUGUGUUUGCUGUGUUUUGCUACACCGUGUUGUGUUUGAUUGCCAUGAUGCCAUGCAAAUAGAAAAGAAUUUUGGGCUGUAUUCUUAGACAACCUGGCGGCUUUUAGUCUGGUUGCUUUCACGAUAGUAUCUUAGAAGUACAAAACACAUUCGACGGCCCCAUCUGAACAUGAUGGUUGAGGAGAAUAUAGCUCGUAGUAAAAACGA
Molecule: messenger RNA, 1184 nt
Organism: Botrytis cinerea B05.10
Lineage: Eukaryota; Fungi; Ascomycota; Leotiomycetes; Helotiales; Sclerotiniaceae
Exons: 2
Coding region: 127-948 (273 amino acids)
Source: RefSeq, a predicted model, not a curated record